AUGGCCGACUUGGACACUCACCUGCGGCAGCCCUGGCGUACGGUGCACGGCAUCCCCAUGGUCUGCGCCUUCGCCCACAACUGGGAGCGGGUUGACGCCUUCCAGAGCCGCCCCGAGGACAUCGUGGUGGUCACCUUCCCCAAAUCCGGCACCACCUGGGUCAGCGAGAUCGUGGACAUGAUCAUGAAAGGUGGUGAUCCUGAAAAAUGCAAACGGGAUGCCAUCAUCAACCGGGUGCCCAUGCUGGAGUUCGCUGCCCCUGGGAAGAUGCCGGCAGGCACAGAGCAGCUGGAGGCCAUGGCGUCCCCUCGCAUCAUCAAGACCCACAUCCCAGCUCGCAUCUUGCCCAAAUCCUUCUGGGAAAACCGCUGCAAGAUGAUCUAUGUGGGGCGCAAUGCCAAGGACGUGGCGGUCUCCUUCUACCACUUUGACCUGAUGAACAAGCUGCACCCACACCCCGGGACGUGGGCCCAGUACCUG
Balearica regulorum gibbericeps (East African grey crowned-crane) is the source of this 480-nucleotide messenger RNA. NCBI's taxonomy places the organism in Eukaryota, Metazoa, Chordata, Aves, Gruiformes, Gruidae. The record is from RefSeq and is a predicted model, not a curated record.